AUUGUUUUGGUUUUGAGCUUCCGUGUAUGAUUAAACAGCGCGCCACUUUUUGAAGCGUUUUAAUUUAGGAAGAAACAAAGUAACUCGCAUUUUUGAAAAUACGCGUGUGAAAGUCAAAGAGCGAUGGAGAGCCAAAGAGAACCCAGGGAACAAGGUGUCCUGAGUCAUUUGAUGGCUUUAGAAAGAAGUGGCAUGAUGCAACAUGACCAUCUUCAGUCAGAGAAGUUACAGAUGCUUAAAGUCACAGCUAUGACCCUCAGAGCCAAAAGAGAUAAACUCAAACAACAGACACACACCAUCAAGAUCCUAAAAGAUAAAAUCAACAAAGAUCUCCCUUUAGAAGAUGAUGUUGAUGCUGCCGGCUUUGUAGAACUACAACAGUCCUUGUUAACUGCUUGGCGAAUGCAGUUAAAAGACCUUCAGCGUGCCCAUCACUUAACUGGUGGCUAUGAUUUGGUGGAGAGUAAAGAAGGGAAAAGUGUGUGCGUAUCUUUUCACACGGCCUUUGAGGGUGUGUACUUGGACACGUAUAACAUGGAGCUGGACCUGAUGCGCACCGUGCAGAUCUCUCGUCAUAACAUCCCCCGGUCCUUCCCACUCGAGAGUUUUGCCAAACAGAACUUGCAGAAGGACCUCAAAGGUUUCCUGCAAACCGUCAGCCAAAACCUCAAUGCUUUAGCUGGUCGCAGACAGCAGAUCACGCUCAUCAAGGAGCUCAUUGGUUCAGUGGAGGUGAUGGAGAGCAAUCAGUUGUGUAAUAUUCUAGUGCUAAUGUGUAAAGCUCAAGGCGAGACACCUGUGGCUGUUCUGUGCACACUGGAGUAUGAAGAUCUCACACUCUGUCUGCCUACACAUGUCCGCAUUGAGAGUGAAGAUAAAACACUUUCAGAAUCUCCACAAUGGAAGAAAAACCAGUCGCUGCUUCUGGAGUCUCCUGCGCACACCGCUCUACUGACAAUGAGAAGGAUGGGCAGCAUUGUUUAAAGAACGUGACUAAAUUAAUACCAUAAUAGAAAUAAUAUCCUUGGCUCAUAGUUGAGAGAGGUCAAAAUGGUGACACAAUGUUUUCAAAUAUGUUCUAUAGUCUCAAGAAAACUUUGUAUUUUCUGUCGUAGUUUUUCUCUCUGAAGUUGCUUGAGUCUUUCUUUAUACCAGCGGUAAUACGCUUCCUGAUACAUGAGCUCUUUUUGAGAGAUGCUGUCAAUCAACGCCAGAUCUUUCAGUUGCAGAAUGGAAAGCUGAUCACUUUUGGAAGCUUUACAUUUUUCUAUAGAUAGAAAUGAGUCAUCUUGCUUGCCAAACAAUGUUGCCGAUUUAGCAAAUCUCUGGUCUGUAUCAUCUUCAAAAGUUUUCGCUGAAGAUAGGGCUCUGAAAGUUGGAGCAGAUGUUGAAAACCGCAUCUCGUGAGCAUUGUUCGCCAUCCUGACCUCUGAUAUGGCCCUCAUUGUGUUGUUUAUUGUUGCAUGCGGUUCACAAACUCUUAAAUGCAGAAGUCUUUUGUGUUCCUUUAACACUAACUCUCGCUCAUGCUCCAGCAGUCUGAGGUUGAGUCUGUAUUUGGCGCUGAUGUUGCGUAAUUUCCACUGAAGAUGGACGUCCUCUCUGUGGUUCAUUAGUCUUACGUCCGUAUGAAGGAAUGACUUGGGUCUCUUAAUGUUUGACUGUGUUGUCAUGUUGAGAUGUUACCUUUAAACAAAUAAAUGAAAUGGAACACAGAUACAGAUUUAUUUCAAGGCUUGUUUAUUUUCGAAAAUAGACCUGUACAAUGGGGUCCAAAAGUCUGAAACCACAAUUAAAAUCUUGGAAAUUAACAAAGCUUUAGGAUUUUGGAAAAUGUUAAACAAAGAAAAGUUAAAUGAAUACAAACACAUAGCAAAUACUAAGAGAUCAUGAAAUUCAUGUACAUUUUUCAAUUCAGCAUUUCACUUAAUUUAUGCAAAUACAUACACUGAAAAUGGUUGAGUACGCUCAACGACCAUAACGUAUAGAAAUAGCUUCUACUCAGAAAUGUACAUAUUUAAAACUUAAUUUGUAUUAAUAUGUACAACACAAAAUAUACAUUUUAAGGUGAACUUAAGAGUAAUACAUAAAUUUAAUGAAUAAUUGUGAGUUCUUUGAACUUCUUUGGCUUAAAGAUCCCUAAAAUUAAGGUUUUAAGUACGACUAACUCAGGAUCAAGUAGAGAACUGAGGUUGUGUGGAAAUCCAUUAGCUCUUGUACUUAAUUUAAGCAUGUUUGUUUGGUCUACAAGAACUUAUGUGGGCAUUUAAUUAGUUGUUAUUAAGAAUUCAUAGAGAUUUCUGAUCUUUUUAGUAUUACUGAUGUUUCGUGUUAAGUCACCAUUAGGGUGAUUACUGUUCCCUUUGGUGAAGUGGGAUCCUGUUCAAUCCAUGUAAUUUUUACUUGUGCAUGUGAAUGUGCGUUGCUAAAGUGCCGCUUUAAACGUGCACUUUUUGGGGAAUCAAGUUUAAUGACUGACCUUAGUCAUUAUUUUCUUUAAAGUCCAUUAAAUUAAGAAGCAAUGAUGUAAAUAUUACUUUGAAACAACUUGCUAUUGGUUGUUCAAUCUUAUCUUAUUUACUCGAUACCUUUUCAAGUAAAUAGAGUUGAAUGAACUGAUACAUUUUGUGUAAAUCUAACAAAAGUUUUCUAGUUGUGCUGACAAAAUGACUAUAAGUUGAAUUUACUUAAAAAGUGUGAUGCAAAAAUGCUACAUAUAUAUUUUAAGUAAAUCCAACUCAUUUUUAUUUAUUUUUAUUUUAUUUUUUUCAGUGUAGUUUGUUAUGAAAAAAUUUACUUAAUUAGGAAAGAAGGCAGAAGAGAUGCAUUUUUACUAGUGGUCUCAGUGUUCUGGACCCCAGUGUAUGUUUCAAGGCUAAUUUAUUUAACAAAUACACAUAGAUCCACAUAAAUAUGGAUACUGUGUAUAUACAUAAUACAUGUAAAUUUACUGUACCUCAAACUACUGCAAUGGUUUCUUGUCUUGCAGAGCCUGUAGUCGAAUAAUCCGCUGCUAUGACACUUGAACAUAUAAACAAUGUAUUUAGUUCUGUCCGGUUUCAGGGCAUUACAUUUCAGAGCCACCCAGUCACAUGACCACUAUUGUGUUGGUUAUAACAGGGUAGAGCUGUAACUUUCAGCUCUUUAGUUCAUCAAAUCUUUUAUAAUUUUUUUUAAACCUAUAGUACAGUGAAAUGCAUAGCACUGCAUAAAAAUGGUUGUUUGUGGUCUGAAAGACCCAAAACCCAAUUUAGUUUUUAAAGGAACACUCAGUAAUUUUUUCCCUCAUUUUAUUUAUUUCAAAUAAAUAAAUUGUAAUUUUGAAACAUAAAAAAAAAAUAAUAAUAAUUCUCACAUGAGAAGACUCCAGUCAUAUCAUGAACCUUAUAAAAGCUGUUUUAUUCUACAUGGAGUGGGUCCCCUCAUGGGGGCUGCCAUGUUAGGAUCACAUGACCAGCCGAAUACUACUCACUUAAUCUCAGUAACCGCCCUGUUAUUGGACACUCAGGGAUUAAAUUAGUCCUGGCUGACUACGAAUAGUGAAUUUCUAGGAUGGCAUCGGUAAUAAAAACUAUUGCGUUUGAAUGAUGCUGCAUCCACGCCACUAGGUGUCACUGUUAGUCCAAGACUACGUAUGUGCACCUUUAAUAACGCAAAAACAAUUAACAUUGAUACUUCACUACUGUUUUAGGAAGCCAACAGGAAAUAUUUUCUAAAUACAUUGUGUCUCAAGAGACCCCGAAAUAAAACUCAAAUGUUACUUGAAUGUAGGGUUGCGCAGUUUACCGGUACUAACGAAGUAUCGCGAUAACAAAAAAAUUAAAAAAUGAAAACUGUAUGAUAUCAUCUUGUUGCUAAUUUUGGUACCAUAUUACAGUAUGCUAUCCUUAGCAAAAUGAUAAAUUACAGUUUUGUGAUGAAAUCAAUGACAAUUUGAAAAUAAAAUAAAAAACUCUGGAUAUGGCCAAGUGUGAUCAUUAGACAGCAGAAGGAUGUACUUUAAUUAAACAAUAUACAGUCUCAUGCGCUGCCCCCUACAGAGUAAACGAGAGGUGCCGCUCUGUUCUGUCCUUUGCUUCACACACAUUAACUGUGCUUAAUUUUCAUGCAGUGUGUUUAGAGUAUAAACAGCUGUUAACACAUAAAUGAACUCCGGUGCAGCUCAGAGAUUUAUGCUCGAGAGUCGUGACAGGGUUAUCGCAACAUUAAUGGGAAGCUUGAUAUAACUAACCCGUCAAAAACAGGAAAAACUCAAAGGUCUAUCAAAAUAAAAAUCCCGCUAAAAUGAAUGCUCUAUGCGUGAAAUUAUCGACAGAAAAAUAUAACUACUGUAUAAAAAUUGUAUAUUCAAAAAGUAGCAAUAAUACUCAUAAUAACAAUUGUAUAAUAUUAAAUGGUUGUAUCAUUAUUUUUAUCAUCAUCUGUAAGAAAUAUCACUUCAUUAAUGUUUUCUUUAAUACUGUGAAGCUCUGUUGUGCAGCAUUUUU
Molecule: messenger RNA, 4487 nt
Organism: Myxocyprinus asiaticus (Chinese sucker)
Lineage: Eukaryota; Metazoa; Chordata; Actinopteri; Cypriniformes; Catostomidae
Gene: cenpo
Product: centromere protein O
Exons: 6
Coding region: 124-984 (286 amino acids)
Cellular component (GO): Mis6-Sim4 complex; kinetochore
Source: RefSeq, a predicted model, not a curated record